Necator americanus (New World hookworm) is the source of this 327-nucleotide messenger RNA. RefSeq lists its product as uncharacterized. Lineage: Eukaryota; Metazoa; Nematoda; Chromadorea; Rhabditida; Ancylostomatidae. The record is from RefSeq and is a predicted model, not a curated record. The transcript has a single exon. The coding region runs from base 1 to 327 and encodes 108 amino acids.
AUGAUGCCAAGUCAGCGUGACUACACUCCCCAAAUGGGGCUGGCCUCGCAACACGAAGCUGUUGAAGGCACGGCAUCAAUCAGCGAGCAGUUACGAUUACGUGUGGUGGUGUUUUUCAUUACAACAUGGCCGGGAGACAACGUUUUGACGACUUCACACACGGAAGAAUCAUCGGAAAAAAAGUUAAGUGUAGCCCAUAAGUUUGAUAUUGCUCACAGCAUUGUUUUGCUAGAUGGAAAACGUUUCAAACAACAGCGACUGCUGCCCGAAGGAGGCAAGGAUGGGUCUGUUGAAGCGUUCCAUCCGGUUGCGCACUGUCAUCAAUAA